AUGGCCUCCUUCCAAGCCGGGGGCGAGACAUCGCGGCCCUCCAAAAUUCCAUUCUGGCGUCUCGUGUUUGACCAAAAGGUCAUAACGGAGGAAGUUGCCUCGUUUCCAUACCCGGGGUCUGGCACUGAAGAGGACCCAUUUGUUGUGACCUGGCUACCGCGCGAUCCUCGCAACCCUAUGAACUUCGGAGCCGUGAAGAAAUGGUCGAUCACGAUUCUGGUGUCAUUCGUCACACUAGCGGUCGCCUUGGUCUCAUCGGCGUACUCUGGAGGUCUGGGCCAAAUUGUUGAACAAUUCCAGGUGGAGGAAGAAAUCGCUAUUCUUGGCGUGUCGCUCUUCGUACUUGGAUUCGCAAUUGGGCCAUUGAUCUGGGCACCACUCAGUGAGAUUUUCGGUCGUCGUCAUAUCUUUACUAUCAGCUUUACCUUCUUGACUGCGUUUAACGCAGGUGCUGCUGGUGCGACUAAUAUCCAGACUUUGAUCAUCUUGCGAUUCCUCGCAGGAUGUUUCGGUUCAUCCCCGUUUGGUAAUGCGGGUGGCACGAUCGCCGAUAUGUUUACUGCCUCACAGCGUGGUAUUGCUAUAAGUUUCUUUGCUGCGGCUCCAUUCCUGGGCCCUACUAUUGGGCCUAUCAUCGGAGGUUUCCUAGCCACUGGUGCUGGCUGGCGCUGGGUUGAAGGCUUCCUUGCUGCUUUCUCUGGCGCGCUCUGGCUGUGCAUCAUCUUUCUGCUGCCUGAAACUUACGCCCCAGUGUUAUUGCGUCGUCGCGCAGCUAAGUUAUCCGAAAUCACUGGCAAAGUAUACCGCAGCAAACUUGAUAUCGAGCGUGGGCCUAUUCCGAUGGGCAGGACUCUGAAAACGGCUCUCUCACGCCCGUGGGCUCUGCUUUUCCGAGAGCCUAUCGUUUUCCUUUUUUCUAUCUACAUGUCUAUUAUCUACGGAACUCUUUAUAUGCUUUUUGCCGCGUACCCGAUUGUCUUUCAAGAGGUUCGCGGGUGGAGCGAGGGCAUCGGCGGUCUUGCCUUCUUGGGAAUCCUCGUCGGUAUGGUCAUCGCUGUGGCGUAUACCUUCCCUGAAAACAUGCGUUACGCGAGAAAGUGCAGAGAGACUACCGACCGUCUCCCUCCAGAGUUACGAUUGCCUCCAAGCAUGGUGGGCGGCACUGCCCUCCCCGUCGGACUCUUUUGGUUCGCUUGGACCAAUUACCCCAGCAUCCACUGGAUGGCAUCCAUCGCCGCCGGGGCUCCGUUCGGUUUUGGCAUGGUGCUUGUCUUCUUAAGCGUGUUCAACUAUCUGAUUGAUUCGUACACCAUAUACGCUGCCUCGGUGCUAGCUGCGAAUUCAGCUCUUCGAUCGCUGUUCGGCAUGGCCUUUCCACUCUUCACAACCUACAUGUAUCACAACCUGGGCAUCCACUGGGCAUCAUCUAUUCCAGCAUUCCUGUCACUGGCCUGCGUGCCAUUCCCGUUUAUCUUCUACAAAUACGGGGCCCAGAUUCGUCAGCGAUGCACUUACGCCGCCGAGGCAGACGCCUUCAUGCGCCGUCUCGCUGAGCAAAACCAGGUCGAGAUUCGACGUGAGGAAGCCGCAACACAAAUUGAAACAGAGAAGAAUGAGGUUUCUGAAGAUGUCUCGGAUGAUACCAGUGAUACAGAAAGUCUGUCAACCGUUCCUUCGCGCAUCACUCUGGGACGGUUUGCAUCACGGGCAUCUCGCCAGUCUGGGCGGUCGAUGCAUCGCACCGCUACGGCGACGCAAUAUGAGGAGAAUCCAUAUGACCUUGACUUGGUGAACACUCGACAGUCUGCCAUUAGCACUCAUCGCCGGGAUUGA
This is a messenger RNA of Penicillium daleae, 1833 nucleotides long. RefSeq names its product MFS transporter. Lineage: Eukaryota; Fungi; Ascomycota; Eurotiomycetes; Eurotiales; Aspergillaceae. Gene Ontology annotation, molecular function: fluconazole transmembrane transporter activity. The coding region runs from base 1 to 1833 and encodes 610 amino acids. The transcript has a single exon. Gene Ontology annotation, biological process: xenobiotic detoxification by transmembrane export across the plasma membrane. The record is from RefSeq and is a predicted model, not a curated record.